CAUUCAAAAUAAAUCGAUAUUAUUGAUACGUAUAUAACACACCCUGUAAAAGAUGCCAGUUGCUAUCGUCACAGGAGGUGCUCAAGGUUUGGGAGCUGCAGUUUGCCAAUUGCUUUUGGAGCAGGAUUACAAAGUAUGCAUUGCAGACAUCGAGGAAUGCAAAGGAGAACAAUUACUCGAAGAGCUGAAAACAAAAUUUGGGUCUGAAAGUGUCAUCUUUUCUUCAUGUGAUGUAUCAAGAGAAGAAGAUUUUGAAAGAACUUUCAGAAAAACUAUUGACAAGUUCCUCAGCAUAGAUGUUUUGAUCAACAAUGCAGGAAUCGUCAUGGAGCAAAAUCCCAGAAAACUGAUUGAUGUCAAUUUGAUAGGACCGAUUUUUGGCUGUCAACUUGCUAUUAAAUACAUGAGUAAAACAAACGGUGGUAAAGGAGGAGUUGUCAUUAACACAUCAUCAAUAUUAGGUUUUGUUCCUUACUCCGCCUUACCUUCUUACGUAGCAUCAAAACAUGCCUUGAUUGGUUUGACAAGAAGUUUUGGGCUGCCGUAUCAUUUUUCGAGAGAUGGCAUCACAUUUUCGGCUCUGUGCCCUUCCUUAAUGAAGACAAACAUUCUCAAAUCGAUGAACGAAAAUUCUCUGACGCAGAACUUUGACGUGUCAGGUUUCGAAGAAGCCCUGCUUGAGCCAGAAUACGUAGCUAAAGGUGUUUUGAAGAUCUUUGAAGACAGAAUCAACGGUUCAACUCUUGUAGUCACGAAAAGGAAAGGAUUUGUUUACAUUGGAGUGCAGGAAGAGUUAAAAGACAUACCGGUGGAAUGACUGGGAUGAGAAACUCCCUUGAUGACGAAUGUGAUGACGAUAAUGAUAAUCGAUAGGAAUUCUCGUAUGUCAUGAAAACGCAAAAACUACUACAUCAGUAUUUUAUUUGUCAAGUCAUUUUGAGUAACCCAUUGUAUAUGGGUCAUAAAAAUACCAUUUUGUUAGAGUAUUUCUAUAGUAGUUUAUAAACUACUAAUAAUAA
This is a messenger RNA of Uloborus diversus, 1019 nucleotides long. Its product is annotated as 15-hydroxyprostaglandin dehydrogenase [NAD(+)]-like. Gene Ontology annotation, molecular function: oxidoreductase activity, acting on the CH-OH group of donors, NAD or NADP as acceptor. NCBI's taxonomy places the organism in Eukaryota, Metazoa, Arthropoda, Arachnida, Araneae, Uloboridae. The transcript is spliced from 7 exons. The record is from RefSeq and is a predicted model, not a curated record. The coding region runs from base 53 to 817 and encodes 254 amino acids. Gene Ontology annotation, cellular component: cytoplasm.